Molossus molossus (Pallas's mastiff bat) is the source of this 1399-nucleotide messenger RNA. RefSeq names its product lysophosphatidic acid receptor 3 (gene LPAR3). Gene Ontology annotation, molecular function: lysophosphatidic acid receptor activity. NCBI's taxonomy places the organism in Eukaryota, Metazoa, Chordata, Mammalia, Chiroptera, Molossidae. Gene Ontology annotation, biological process: G protein-coupled receptor signaling pathway. Gene Ontology annotation, cellular component: membrane. The record is from RefSeq and is a predicted model, not a curated record. The transcript is spliced from 3 exons. The coding region runs from base 218 to 1279 and encodes 353 amino acids.
AACUUUCCUCGGGCUCCGGACGCGUCGCUGCGGCUGCUGGAAAAGAGGCGCGCCCCCGCCACCCGCCGAGUCCUCCUGUGCUCCUCACGCCGGGCGGGAGCCCGGCACCCGUCGCCCCGUCGCGCACGGCCCGAGGGCAUGCGGCAGCCGCAGGGGCCCCCGCUCCCGGGCUCGGCGGCGCGGGCGAGCGUGAGCGGAUGUUCAGUCCUUCUCCACAAUGAAUGAGUGUCACUAUGAUAAGCAGAUGGACUUCUUCUAUAACAGGAGCAGUGCCGACACUGUCGAUGACUGGACAGGAACGAAGCUGGUGAUUGUUUUAUGCGUUGGAACAUUUUUCUGCCUGUUUAUUUUCUUUUCUAACUCUCUGGUCAUCGCGGCGGUGAUUAAAAACAGAAAGUUUCAUUUCCCCUUCUACUACCUGUUGGCUAACCUCGCCGCUGCAGAUUUCUUUGCUGGAAUUGCCUAUGUGUUCCUGAUGUUCAACACUGGCCCCGUUUCAAAAACGUUGACUGUCAACCGCUGGCUCCUCCGCCAGGGGCUUCUGGACACUAGCUUGACUGCCUCCCUGACCAAUUUGCUGGUGAUUGCCGUGGAGAGGCACAUGUCAAUCAUGAGGAUGCGGGUCCACAGCAACCUGACCAAAAAGAGGGUGACGUUGCUCAUUUUGUUUGUCUGGGCCAUUGCCAUCUUUAUGGGGGCGGUCCCCACACUGGGCUGGAAUUGCCUCUGUGAUAUCUCCGCCUGCUCUUCCCUGGCCCCCAUUUACAGCAGGAGUUACCUCAUUUUCUGGACUGUGUCCAACCUCGUGGCCUUCUUCAUCAUGGUUGUGGUGUACCUGCGGAUCUACAUGUAUGUCAAGAGGAAAACCAACGUGUUGUCUCCACAUACAAGUGGCUCCAUCAGCCGCCGGAGGACACCCAUGAAGCUCAUGAAGACGGUGAUGACUGUCUUAGGGGCCUUCGUCGUGUGCUGGACCCCGGGCCUGGUGGUUCUGCUGCUGGACGGCCUGAACUGCAAGGAGUGCGGCCUGCAUCACGUGAAGAGGUGGUUCCUGCUGCUGGCCUUGCUCAACUCCCUCAUGAACCCUGUCAUCUACUCCUACAAGGACGAGGACAUGUACAGCACCAUGAAGAAGAUGAUCUGCUGCUGCUUUCAGGAGAACAACCCGGAGCGGCGGCCCUCGCGUGUUACCUCCACAGUCCUCAGCAGGAGCAACACGGGCAGCCAGUACCUGGAAGAAGGUAUCAGCCAGAACACGGCCUCCAAGAACAGUUCCUAAGCCCCGGAUGCCCCCGCCCCCCGGCCUCCGCGGGGAAGAGAGCUGUUGAGAGCAGUUAUCUAUCUCUAACGAAGCCCGUGUACAGUGUUAUUUGAGGUCUGGAUUAACCAGUGCUACAUU